Molecule: messenger RNA, 474 nt
Organism: Dovyalis caffra
Lineage: Eukaryota; Viridiplantae; Streptophyta; Magnoliopsida; Malpighiales; Salicaceae
Source: the annotation of a GenBank genome assembly
AUGGCAGUGCUCAUGGAUAAGAAAUUGAGCCAAACUGAUGUAAGAAGUCGUUUGGCAUUUCCAACCUCUAGUCCGAAGGCUUUCACAAUUCCCGAAGGAGAGAAUACGGUGUUUUUUGAAGCAACGGAUACGGUUCAGAACAAUUAUUCUAAAAUCGUUUGGCUUUUCCGACCUCUAGUCCGUGGGCCUUCACAUUUUCCCCGGGAGAAAAGGAUGUGGAAUUUGAAGCAACGAGAUACGAUUCGUAACGAGUGGAAAUUCAAGCUUUCGAUUCGUGGGGAAAAUAAUCGCUAUAGGAAACCCGUGAUCACCGGAGAUUGGCUUCGAUUUGUGCGUGAAAAAGGCCUUAAAGUUGGUGAUAAAAUCUUGCUGAUGAGGGAAGAAGGGGUGAAUGGAUUGAGAUACGAGUGUGAGAGCGAGAAAGAAAGAUAUUCAAGGUUUGGGCUAAUGUGCGGUAAUAUUGACUCGCAGUAG